ACUCUCCCCCAAAUUUGCCCUCAUUUUUCCUUCCUUCAUUCAUUCAUCUUCCUCCAAGCCGACAGUUCCUCAUGAAAUCCGGCAAAUCCACCAUCUCUCGCUUGAAACCACUCUCCGAUUCUACAGCGGAGAGUCUUCCCCGCUUUCAUCACAUUCGCCUCUCGCGAAAUUCCUCCACCCCCUGCAUCUUAUGUUUAUUCCUUUUUUCUUCCUAACACGGCCAGUGCGGAGAGAAUUUGGAGCGCAGAUCGACGAUGAGUUCGUUCUCCACAUCGAAAAGCUUCAGGAAUUUAAAGAUAAGCUUCAGAAGAAUAUUGAAGUCCUCUCCAGGGACAACUUUACCGCUGGUCUUGACAUCGACCUUGCUGGUCUUGACAUCGACCUUGAUGAAUCAAGUCCAAGAGAUGAUAACUGUCUCCCAUUCCAUCAAAUGAGCAGCACAAGGAAUUCUAGGAUCAGAUUGCUGAUCAGAGUUUUGACUGUCGACUUAAAACUUUCUUUGACAUGAUUGAUAAACAUGCAGAUGGAAGAAUUACUGAAGAUGAAGUCAGUGAGGAGAAUAAAGGUCAAGAUUCGGCUCCAAUGUGGGUAUAUUACUGCUGAUGAACUGAAUUCACUGCCACUGUAAGUUAACUCUAUUAUACAGUCAGUAUAUCAGUUGUGAUCUGGACUAAAUAAACUUAAAAUCACUUCAAAGCUAUCCUCGUAUUCAACCUUUUAUCUGCUCAUUCAAGCUAGGAGGUCUAAGAUUUAACAACUUGUAGUACAUGAAGUGAAAGAUCACUUUGGAUAAGAUAAAUGCUGCAAUUGGUGACAUGGCAGACUAUGCUGAAGUAAAUGGACAAAUUAUAGUAAAAUGAUUGUCUUUAGCUGUUUUUUUAUGAUAUAAUACACCUAGUAAUUACUUUGCUUACUGUUAUGUAUUAUUUGGACAUCUAUAUUUCAAUAUUAUUGUUUAAGUGUUGGUAUUUUUAAACCUCAAGAUCAUGUCUUUCCUUUGUAGUGCUUAUGUUUUACUCAUAAUAGUCUUAUGUUUCUGGGGAAUUCUUAUCAUCAUACAUGGGUUAAAUGAGCACAGGUACAAUAGUACUUGGCCUCAUCUUUUUUUUUUCAUGUGCCUUAGACAAAAGAGAACUAUUGAUGGUAGCUAUGAUUAUUAGACACCAACCAUAAUAAUAUUCUCCUUGUAAUGGAUGCUACAAACAACUAGUCUCCUGCAAGUUUGGUGUAUAUGUAGGGGACUGGAUAGGUAAGUGCUAGAGUAUUUUCUACCAUCUUCUAGAUCUAGAAUUAUAUAUGCAUGUGCUGUUGGUGAAUAACAAAUGUAAGUCUCAACUUAGUUUUUUUAGUUUUCUCUUGAAUUCCUUGCUGGUAAUAAUUUGUCUACUUGAAUAUGAUAGCUGACUCUGUUUAUUUUUCAACUAUUGUUUCAACAAAGGUUUUAGCUAACUAAUAGAAGCUAUACAAGUCGUGUUAUAUGAACCAGGCAGUUUCUUCUCUUUGAGGAAUAGUAAUAGUACUAAAUUGAAAAUGUCUGCUGGAUGAGUUGUUGUGGAGCAUUGUGGCUUCAUAGAGAUACAGCUUCAGCAAAUCUAUCAUAUAUGUCUUACAUUCAAGUCAGGUGAUAAAUAAAUCUAGAAAUAAUGAUUGUUGUCAUGUAACUUAGUAGGAGUUGUUUUGAUGUUUGUAUAUUAUUUCCAGAUCAUUGAGCUUUAGCAAAUCAAUCAUAUUUGUCUUACAUUCGAUCCAUGUAAUAAAUUAAUGUUUAAAUAAUGAUUGUUGUAAUAUAACUAAGUAGGAGUUGUUUUGA
Molecule: messenger RNA, 1810 nt
Organism: Salvia hispanica
Lineage: Eukaryota; Viridiplantae; Streptophyta; Magnoliopsida; Lamiales; Lamiaceae
Source: RefSeq, a predicted model, not a curated record